Messenger RNA from Symbiodinium pilosum, 723 nucleotides. The record is from the annotation of a GenBank genome assembly. NCBI's taxonomy places the organism in Eukaryota, Dinophyceae, Suessiales, Symbiodiniaceae.
GAGGAGCGCCGGCAGUUCCAGAAGCUGCAAGAGGUGCAUGCGCGGUGCGGCGACCACCAGAAAGAGCUGGCUGAGCUUCGCGAGGCUUCCACGCAGGCGCAAGCCGAUCGGGAGGAGCUGGAGCGACUCCGCGAGGAAAACCGAGCUUCCAAGCAGCGAGCAGCGGCUCUGGAGGCAGAGAAGCUCGGCUUUGAGGAGACCUUAUCGCGCCAGCAGCAGGCCAUGAAGGAGAUGCAGACGAAACUGCAGGAGAUGAUGCAGCACAGCAAGGACUCUGGCUCCCAGGCUAUGGUUGAGAGACUGAUGAAGAAGGCUGGCAUUUGCGAGGAGGUUGUGAUUUCCACGGAGCAGGUGUGGGUCCGGCUCUACAGGGAUGCCAUGCUCCGGCGCGAACGUCAGGCAAAGCUUCAGGCAGAGAAGCAGGCGCAGCAGCAGAGGGACAGAGACGUACAGGAAGCCCAGGCUCACCACCGACGUGAGUCUGCGGAAUUCUUUGGCAUUACGCAGCCAGAAGCGGCUUCGCCCACGCGCAAGGAGGCGUGCUAUCCUCCGCAGCCGGCUGCGCAAGGAUCACCGAUGUGUGCCUGGCUUCGUGCUGACCUGGACCUCUCGCCUGUGCGUGUCAUGCAGGCCCCGCGGAGGCGACGGAUCCUCGCACCGCCGAAGGGAACGGGCCUCCAGAACUCCCAUUCCGCGCCGUCAUUUCGCCUUGAUGCCGGAUAG